UUUGCAGUAUCAACUGACUCCAACUGCAGAAGAAAAAUCUGCAAGUGAUCAAGAUCAAGCUAUAAUUAUUAAAACUGGGCAGCCAGGAUGUCCAUCUUUACCCCCACCAAUCAAAUACGGCUCACCAAUGUGGCCAUAGUUCGCAUGAAGAGAGCAGGGAAACGAUUUGAGAUUGCCUGCUACAAGAAUAAAGUCAUGUCAUGGAGAAAUAAAACGGAGAGGGACAUUGACGAGGUGCUGCAAACACACACUGUGUUCACUAACGUCUCUAAAGGUCAAGUGGCGAAGAAGGAGGACGUUGUGAGAGCAUUCGGGACAGACAACGACACUGACGUCUGUAUACAGAUCUUGGCCAAGGGAGAGCUACAGGUGUCAGAGAAAGAGAGACACUCGCACUUAGAGUCUUCAUUCCGGGAUGUUGCCACAAUCGUGACGGACAUGUGUGUGAACCCCGACACCAAACGGCCGUACACAGUGGGUGUGGUCGAACGAGCCAUGAAGGAUAUACACUACUCUGUGAAGCCACACAAAAGCACCAAACAGCAAGCUCUGGAGGUCAUACGGCUUCUCAAGCCGACCAUGUCCAUUGAGCGAGCCAAGAUGAGGUUAAAGGUCGCUCUGCCAGCUAGGGAGGCAAGAAAGGUUCGAGAGAAGAUUGGUUCGAUGAUAACCACUGAGCAGGAGGAGUGGGAUGGAGGAGACCUGGAGAUUGUGUGUCUAAUUGACCCUGGCUGUUAUCGUGAGAUUGACGAGAUGGUUAGGAGGGAAACUAAAGGUCAAGGGUCAGUGGAAGUACUGAGUUUAAAGGACAUUGAAGAAGGCGAUGAACAGAUACAAUAAACAAUCAUUUUUAGAUAAAAGUACAUGAAAAAUGCGCAAAAAUGUGAAAUCAAACUCUAAGCUGAAUAGAAUCUUUCAUUAA
Messenger RNA from Halichondria panicea, 922 nucleotides. RefSeq names its product ribosome maturation protein SBDS-like. The record is from RefSeq and is a predicted model, not a curated record. The transcript has 4 exons. Bases 88 to 840 code for a protein of 250 amino acids. Gene Ontology annotation, biological process: ribosome biogenesis; cytosolic ribosome assembly. Lineage: Eukaryota; Metazoa; Porifera; Demospongiae; Suberitida; Halichondriidae.